Messenger RNA from Amoebophrya sp. A25, 15698 nucleotides. The record is from the annotation of a GenBank genome assembly. NCBI's taxonomy places the organism in Eukaryota, Dinophyceae, Syndiniales, Amoebophryaceae.
CCAAUGAAUGCGGAGGCGGUAGCUCUGAGACAACGCUACAUCGCGAAGCGUCAGUUUGUCCCUAGUAGAGGUCGGCAAGCGAAGAAGUUCUACCAUGGUGCUUCUAAUGCUGCUGGUGGCGCUGGAGGACCGGGUGGAAAUAUAGUAGAUCAACAUCUACACUCGUCUGCGAACAACAAAGCUCGUGGUGAAUUGAGUGUCGUUUCGUUGGAGAUGCAGGAUCCCACAACUGGUAAAACUUCUUCAAAUAAUAACAACAAGAUCAAGAACAGUACAAGUGUCUUCGUCCUUGAUCAGAAGGACAUGGGUGCUAAUACUACUAGCAGGUCGUGGUCUUCAAUGGAAUUAGUACAACAAGAGUCAUCAAAUGGUAGCAAGCCAUGUCUCGGCGGGCCAUUUGUGCAUUCGCAGGCUUUUGUCGAGGCUGCGAGGCAACAACAAAUUGCAGCCGGUAAGGAGCAGCAACAGCAUCAGUUGUUGCAGAAACGAGGAGCCGGAGUUGCAACAACUAGAAGAGUGUUAGCUUCUUCAUCUCGUAAUCCAGACCAAGAUGAGGAUUUCAACAUGGCCGCGACUUCGAAUUCGAGCGUUUGGCUAGGUCCCAGGCAACUGCACAAUGACAGCACUGAUAGCGUGAACAACAUCAGUAGAGAACUCGUCGGCGAGAUGCAUGAAGAACAACUUCUACCUGUUUCUGGUCGUGCAGGAGGAGACGUAGAAGCUCCAGAGUCUCCAAAAGGAGCACCUUCCUCAAGCAAUCGAGCCGUGCCACCGCAUGGUCACCCUAGUCGUCGUGGAGGAAGACCCGGAGUUGUGUCGCCCAUUGGCGGUGUAGAAGUAUCGCUGUCCCUUUCGCCACGUCACAUUGCGGCUGGAGGAAGUUUGCCAGGUCGUGGAGCAAUGGGAGGUUCUCCACUGAUGUCUCCACAACAUCACAGGGGAACACAAAUUAGGACUCAUCACCACCACUUGCAGCAAGAACUUCUGACGCCUCGGUUACAUUUAGAAGUUCGUGGCAGCACCGCUGGAAGCAUGACGGCGCGUAGUCGGAGUUCGUCUCUCGGGACGCGGUCAUUGCCAGAAGAAGAACAGCUGCGUUCGAGCCGAGGCCGAAGAGGUGGACGUAGUCGUGGUACUACAAAAGGUCACAACCACAACAAAAGGCCACGAACUUUAACAACUUCGCAACACCUUCUAGUGCAAGAUGCAUUACUAGCUGAGCAAGAAAUGCGCAUGAUUCAGAGAGGGGAACAACAGGACAAGGACUAUGAAGGAGUUUCUAGGGGAAGGAAUAGAAACAUCGUCAGAGCUGGAGGUGAACAGCAACAGGUGGAUCCUCGUAGAAGUACGGAGCAGGGAGGACAGGCACGGGCGGGCCGGCGUGGGCGAACAAACAAAGAAGAUGCAAAAAAAACUACCACGUCUAUCAACGAGGACAAGAAUGGUACCAAAUGGAAUGCUUCUUUGCUGCAAGGAUUUCAGAAUUUGAGUCAGGAGAUCAGGCGGCAAAACAACGACGAACAGCUUGGAACCGCGAUUCUAGAAGGCCUGGAAGAAAAAGUCGGUGCAUUGUUGCAGAAGUGCUUGAAAAAUGGUGGAGGUGCACUAACUCGGGAUGAAGCGAACAAGCUGCGGCGUGCUUUCAUGACCACACUUUUGCGCAUUCCACGACGUAGCAGUCUUCUAUGAAGCGAAAAAGUGUACUCAUACUCAAGAAGUUACAGCUAACAUUUGAGUAGCAAAGCAGCUAAUUUUUUGAGUAUGAGGACACUUUUUCCUGUCAUAUCUUCUACAGCAGGGUCACGGAGUCGGAGGAGGAGAUUACAACUUGAGUGGAGGUAGUUUACAGCUACAGCUACAAGGUGGCUUACAGAGUUUUCCGGAUAGUCCAGCCGGUCGCGGAGGUCAGCACCAACAUAUGAUGGCUGGCCCCGGAAGCAUGUUCGACCAACAACAUCCUGGCACAAUGCCAUUGGCAUUAACUGGUACCGGUUUUCACUCAACCAAAGCCUCGACGCACUUAGAGGGUGGCGCAAGCACUACAUCUGUAGAAGAUCCGCAUAACAAUACUAGAGGUAGACUACGCCUAAACAAAUCAGUAGAACAAGGGAUCAUGGGACUGCUGACGCAAAACGAAUUGAAGGAUGUUUUCGAUGAUCCGCCUCCUGUUGCAGGAGCCCAAGAACUACAGGGUCGAACAGCUAGUGAAGGUGUAGCGGUUAUACGCGGACAUCAGCACCAUCAACAAGCAGCCGGGGCUGGAGGAGGACCAGCUCCUGUAGUGAUUACAGAAGAUCACCAUGCAGGUAAACAUGCAGCACGACACGUGGGAUCUACGCGAACUAAUCGAGCAGCUUUGAAUAGUCGUCAAGCAGGAGCUAGUACUAGGAACAGACACAAUCUGAGUGUUAAGGAACUGCCAAGUGAUAUCGUGGAAAAAACCAGGACGAGACAGGAGGAGGCGAACUUGAGUCCUCGUGGUCGAGCUGUUCUUGCAGGCGGCCGUGCCCGCCGUGGCCGUGCCCAGAUGAAUCGCGCAGCUGCGGCACGCGCUGCAGCUGGACGCCAUACCAGGAGUGUUGACAAUUUGCCAGCUGCACCUCCGGACUUUGUGCUAGCAAAACUAGACGAGGGACCUCAGUACUCCGAAGAUGUUGAGGAAAUGAUUGACAUGACAGUGAGCCACUUCAUGGGAGAUGCAGGGACUUUGGACCUAGAUGAACAAGAACAACAUGGGAUACCUCCAGUUGUACCACUACCUACAUCUACUCCAGCAGGUCAGGGUCUAGAAGUUGCCCAUCAGAGUCAUAAGUUUGGAGGUGGUAUGAACAACACGUCUCCUGCCUAUUUUUUUGACCGCAACACAGUCACGGGGGCGACUGCAGCUAUAAUAACGCCACACUUGCAGAAGAAUGGACUAGAAGCAGGUCCUCGUGAGUUCCAACAACAUAUGCUGGGUCCGCAGCAGACUGGCAUUUCUCCUCCACCAUCACGUGGUCAUCUUCAAGGUCGAAAAGGCGAGAUGGUUGCUGGUUCGCCUAGUUACGGAAUGCGGCGGACCUGGUCACUAAGUGGAGCGGCGAGCAGUAUAGGACCACCUCCUCUGUCAACAACGAUGCCGCGAGCUCAUACGCCCAACAAUACUGGCCACGCGAUAUGGCGAAGACUCAUGUUUGAGGCCAAAGCGAAGUAUCAUCAGCAGAUGCGGAGGCAUGCUACCCGUCGUCUACUGAACAAUGAAGUGCAUGCUGGUGGUGCCGCAGGGGAAGUUGAUCUUCAACAACAGCAGCAUCCUCACAUGACUAGUUCCAUUUUCUCUGCCUCUUCGAUAGACGAAAACGGCGGUGAGAGCGGGUACUCGACUCCUGAAGUGACGGACUUUGUUAGUCCUGGGCAAAAAUCUCAGCAGGAAAUGGUGCAUCCUCACUCCAUCCGAUUUGAGAACCCCUUGAUUGAGAGCUUCUUUUACAAGAAACUAGUGCAUGAGUUCAAACGGGGAGAGCCCUCAUUAGUCCUGGAGAAGAAUCUGCCGCUCCAGGAAGAGGAGGAAUUUUUGGAACAGCCGGUACUUGUGGAGCCAGAACAGGGAGGACGAGAGGCACGUCGUACAACUACUAGCCAUCUUCAACAGGGUCGUGGUGGAACACAAGUAGUAGAUCAUGUUGCUAGAAGUGCUGCUGGUGAGGUUGUAGGCGACCGUGCGGGAGCAGCAGCAGGAGGUCGUGAUGCAUCGGUUGGAGGACCACGACGUAGGAGUCUGAUUCAGCAGGAUAAUGAUGGAGAUGCGCAGGAUAUUGAUGGAGCCUCUUCAUCAGAAGGGCCUCUUCUAGCAUCCGCACAACCCACGACUAUCGCUGCACUCCCACCUCCGAACAAGGACGAAAUUUUUCUCGUCUACAUGCAAUGUCUCAACGCACAUCCUGAUUUGUCGAUUCAAACGGUGAAAGAACAGAUUGAACGGGAGUACUGGGAGUCGCAUUUUGGGGCAUUCUUCGGAGAACCUCAGCAUCAUCAGGAAUUGUACCUGGGAAGACAAGGCCCUCCUCCAGCAGCAGGAGGUGGCAUGGCUUCGUUUAACCAGGAACUCAUCGCUCAGCAGCAAUGUUUGCAACAACUACCACGUCCAGCAACAACUGCAAGUUUCAGUGUGGACCAUCAAGUUGGGGUAGUUGGUCUUGAUGGUGUGGAGCAGCAAGGAGGUGUUGGUGGCGUUGCUCCGCCAGGAGGUGCUGAUGCCACACAGCAGGAGCGCGACGAGCGUGGCCUCUCUCCUCCUGACACCGCAAUUUCUCAGAGUUUGCUCAAGGAACAUGGUUGGCGACCUCUUUUGCAAGAUGCAGAUGUAGUCAAGUUUGAUGCCAUGGGUGCCAGAAACAACCCCUUUCUUACCCAUAGUAGACCGACAACUACAUUAAGGGUUACCGAAUUCUUGCAUCCUUCACUACCAGUCUUGACUUGUUUUCCGAGAAUACAUAGGAAAGAAGCCAAGGAUGACCUGAAGAAUGUCCUAAUUGCGCAACCUCUAACUACAGGCUCUUUCUGCUCAAGAGUUGAGUCGCCUCUUUAUACCACGUUACAAGAUUACUUUGCUGGUGGAGCAGCUGCAUCUGGAGGUGUAAAUCCCGCAAACGGAGCAUCUCCGUUGAAGCUGGUACACAAUAAGGUGGGACCUUCUUGUUCUUUGAAAGGAGUACGACAACUUCAACAUCAAGGUGGUCCUCUUGUUCGAAACUUUCCUGUUUCUAAGAAGAUGGCUGAUCUCUUGCAUAUGAAGCAGGCGUUUGGAAGUGGCGGCACUCACGGUGUAGGCGGUGUGGGUGUGGUACCAAACCCUUUGAGGAAUACCACCCUCUAUGGAGACACGUCUGGAGGUGCGUCAGGAGGUUUUUUGCCAGCCAACCAAAAAUUUGUUCCGAAACCGGGGCUGCCACCAGGUAAAAAACUUCUUGCCUCUGCAGCAACGGUUUCGCGACCUCAAUCAGCGAACUUGCGUGAAGACAGUGAUCUUCAAGGACCUCAAUUUGUGAUUGAUGGGAACCAAAAUAUUCAUAAUCAUGAAAGAGAUACUGCUGGAGGUGCUGGAGGAGGUGUUCCUCAAGGAGGUGUUGAUGUCAAGAAGUACCUCAUCGGAGCUGGAGGGGACUCAUCAGUCUCUGGAGUUCAUCCUGGUGGUUCGUUGGAAAAAGAGAACAGUUUGGUCAUGUCUCUAGUUGCUCCCAGUGCUUAUCACAAUUCUAGUACGGCGGAUCAACCUCGCGGUCCAGUAAUGAGAGGAGUUAGGCGUCGAUAUGCUAACAAGCCCCAGUCAUCGACGACUGCGGCUGCUAUCGAUUUUGCUUCAGUAAAGGCUGCGGAGCUGUGUCGCAAAUUAAACUCACCGCGUGCAGCAGCAGCUCCAGCGGGUUCGGGUCAGGUCAUGAAUGUGAUGAAUGGGCCGCGCGGAAGUCAAGAACGUCUAAAUCAAACUACUGUUCAACAACAACAACAAGGCAGCAACGCAAAUGCAAGGGACGAGAUGAAGGCGAAUGAGAAGAGGAAUGAUGAAGAUACGAAGCAAGAGGAAGCUGUUGCUGAUACGGAGAAUUAAGGCUGUACCUAAUAGAUACAUCUUUGGACGCAUCCUUGAAACGUAUGGAGGAGUAUCCACCUGAGGGAAAAGGACUCCCCCAUACUUUUCAAGGAUGCACUUGGGAGAUGAAUUACGGACAGCUCUAAGAGAAAGAGCCAGCAGAGCUUCCCGAUGUUCUCUCCUGUUCAUCUUCUUCUUCUACUAUCGGAGGAGGAGCAGGAACUUCAUAUGAAGACUUCAACAAUAACACGUCGUGCACAUCAACCUCUAGUACUGCUCAAACAAGUUUGAACAUCAAAAACAAGAAGGGCGCUCCACCUCCUUCGCUUGCGGGAGAGGUGACGGAUGACACAGCGACCUUUACGACAGACGCAGAAGAACAAAUGCAUGGGGAUGUUAUGACUUUCGGAAAUGCAUCUUUAGAACAAGCAUCUUGGGUUUCCGUGUAAGGGGAAAACGGGCCCGAAGAUGACUUUCAAGAUGGAUUCCCGGAAGGUCUAAGGAUGGUGUUGACCUAGAUACUACACUUAUUUCCCUCGUCGGUGGUGGAACAACAGAUGACGAUCUCCUUGUAGCCUCUGGCGAGAUUUCCGUAGAUGCUGCUGUUCAACUAGGUGGACCAGCAGAAGUAGAAGUCACUUCUUCAACCAUGCUUGAAGAAGGUUCUGCUCUACUUGGUGAACAAGGAGAAGCUAGCAAUAAAGCCGAUGCCGAAGGUUCUGCUGAACAAGGAGAAGAUUAUAGCAAUAAAGACGAUGCUGAUGUUCAUGGUGUUACCGAAGAAGAGAAGAAACAAACGAUAACUACGGAAAACCAAAACGGUGAUGUUGUUGAGGACGCUGUGAAAGAUAAUAAGGACGAACAGGGAUUAGAGCUAGAGGAACAACAAGCAAACAAGGAUGUAGAAGAGGAUGCGAGGAGAAAUAUCAUAGACGAUGAACAACAAAACACAACGAUGAAGAAAACCAGUUCCAAGGUGCAAACCAGUUCCAAGGUGCCAUCAAGAAGUGCGUCCAAGUCUAGUACUAGAGAGGAAGCAAAUUCGAAGACCACCACGAAGGAGGAAAAGCCUAAGAGGUCGACUCCGAAAAAGUCUAGUUCGUCCACAACAAACAACAAGACCACAACUGCUGGCACGACCAGUAAAGCCCCGACUUCCACUAAGACUUCCUCCUCUUCUAAAACCAGCAACAAGAACAACAACGAUUUUUCUUAUCUUCAAGAUUCCUCCACAGCUUUGUCGUCCUCUGAUCAGGAGAAUAAUUCUUCUGAUUUGCUCUCAAAGAUGAAGCGGGAGGCGAAGAAAAACCUUCAAGAUUUGAAAGAUCCUCGUCAAUGUGCUGAGUUUAAGAUGAAGUUCCCAGCUUGGGGUCAUACGUCGCAAUGGCGGCGGAGGCAGAUUCAAUUAAGGCUACCGCUCCUGAAGCAUCCUCUUCCUCACGACCAUCAUCCUUGGUCUCUUUUUCAAGGGGAAAAAGAAGCAACCAAGGAAGAUGCGACCGCGGUAGCUCUAAUUCAGCCUGCGGGAUCUCGUGUCGGUACUGCAGGGACAGUCGGGUCUUCGCAAGAUAAUUCGACCAGUGUUGCACAUAGCAAAAAUAGUAGCAGUACUAGUAGUCGUAAUUAUCCUGCAGCUGCACCUGCAGCUAGUAGUAGAGUCCUUGGAAAUAAUGCUGGAACAAGUGGAUCAUCAGCUAGUACUACAGCAGGAGCAGCUUCUAGUGCAACUUGUUCUGACGCUAAUAAUGCUGAGCAUCACAAUUCCAGCUCUUCAACGACAGCGGCGUUUGCAACGAACGACGUCUUCCACAGAGACCAAUCUUUUUCAUCGUCUUCGAGUAGUUUGCAGAUGGCUCCUGGUGGAAACAAUAAUUAUCUCUCUGGAGGCGAAUCGACGUCCUCGUUGCAGUUUCAGGACAGCACUUGCUUUGACCACGACCUAGAUGGAACACUUGGCGGUAAUGCGUCACUCUUGUCGCCAGGUAGGUCGCGAAGCCCUCUUGGAGGUUCUCAGCAGCUCUUAGACCAUGGUCCAGGAAGCAGCUCCCGUUUGUCUUCCGUGUUUCGAGGGAACUCUCCACGUCCACCUGGUCCCGCCACUAGUACGUUCCUGUCAGGCGGUUUAUCCGAAGACAACCGUCCGUUAUCGCCUUUGAUGGAGAGUAUUGUGACGAUGCUGUUAGCCUCUUCGGAGAAACACUUAUCUGCUGCUAACGGUUUGAACGCUCUCAGCGCACCGAUGACGAGUUCGCGUAUGACGCGACGUUUGCAGCGCGAACUCUCUCGUCGACGGGGGCUGCUGGGUAACGACGGUUAUCGAUGGGACUCGGCUGGGCCAAGGCUGAGCACCGCAGACACAAAUCUAUCUGGUGGUGAUGGAACGACCGGUACUAGUAUCGAGUUAGCAGGCACUAGUAGAUCAGGAGGCACCAGUAGGCCACAGUCACGCGCGAAAGGGGAUGAUCUUAAUAGCGGCGCUGCUAGUGGAACAGGAGGAGCAGGUCGUUCUUCACGUACUACAAGAACGAUGAACAACAUGAGUGGAUCUUCUCCACGUACUGAUGUUGGCUCGGGAUCUCGUGCAACCAGUGCCGCACCAUUACAGAGGAGCGCUGCAACUCGUGGUCGGCAGCUCAGAGGAAGUAGUCGUCCAGGCUCUACGUCCACAUCGAAAGUGCAUGUGGAGAACAGUUCUCACAUUGCGCCAGACGUGGAGGAGGAAGUGGACUCCUUCCAUAUGGCAGGACCAGCUGUACCAGAACAGCAGAACUUGCUUAGUUUCCUACAAAGUCAUCGAGAUUUGAUCUCUGCUGCUAUGGUAGAACAUCAGGGAAAAAUGAUGAAGUCGAAAAAUGGAAAUGUUGGGACAGCAAGAACAGCAGGAAACACAUCGUGCACAACAUCUCCAGGAGGGACAACUUCUACAAACAGAGCACAAGCCGGAGGUAAUGCGUUGAUGUCAGCAGAACAACGACUGGAGCAUGAGAAACGAUUAAGUGGACUGACGAUACUGCGGCCCACGUCGGUUCCUGGUAGUCCGCGUUAUCAACAGCCACUAUUGAAGCGUAGUCGACAUGAUCGGUCACAGCAGAACAGUACAUUCUUAGAAAGUGGCACCUCGAAAGAACUAUCAUCAUCUUCAGCAGCUCUUGAGGGAAGCAAAGAUCAAGAUGAUUUCCUGGCAGGAGGAUCAUCAACGCUGUCGUCCGGCUCUACUACAACAAAUGUUGGUAGCAAGGACAACAAGGCUAAGCCUAUCCCACGAUUUGGUUCAAACUGGAAACCUGUGAAGAAGCCUAAUAGUACUACUAAACUUACAUCAUCAACAUCGCGGGGCGCAACUGCAAUCCCUCCUGUCGUGGAAGCCGUUGAAGGAGAGAACGUGGUGAAGCAGCUUGAAGAAGUCACCGACUCAGGAGCUAAUACACGUCCAGUCACAGCUGAGGUAGAUGGUGGGGAGGGUGAAGAUAAGGAGGAUGAAAAGGCUGAAGAAGAUAAGGAGAACAAAGCUUCUAGUUCUACAGAUGAAAUUCUACGUGAAGCGGACUCUUACUUUCGUGCGCAGGAUGAGGCUAGUGCGAAGUUGAAGACGAAAAAACGACGUUUGGAACAUCAGGACCUUCUACCUCUGCAGCAGCACGAUGAAGAUGACCCUGUUGAUCUCAUGAAACAGAAGGAACUCCUCGAACAAGCACCGUGGUCAAGCCUCGUCAACGCGCAAGAGCAUGCUGAAGAUGAAGAGCUGGAAGCCUUUGUUCGCCAGUUGCAAGUGCCGACGUCAUCUUCAAGUCAUGCUAAAAAUUAUACGAAUUCAUCUUCUACAACUGCAAACUACAAGAGUAGAGAACAAGGCCAAGAUCAGGAUGAAGACACUACUUCCAAACAGUAUCAAGUCGUCCUCUACCGGAUUCGCGCUGAGAAGGCAAGACAAAUGGGCAUACCGUUUCACUCGCAAGAUGAAUGGGAUCGCAUACGCGCUGCAGAGGAACGCGACGUCGACUUCAUCCAUAAAUUAAGGGUCUAGAAGUUCAUCACUAUCCCAACUACAUGUCGACUAAGUACUUAUGCACCUGAGUGGAGUCCUCGUCCUUGAGUUAAUUAGAAGGGGAAGCUAAGGGGCAAAGAGGACAAGAACCUCCCACUCCCGAUGUUGUUGAUACUGGUAGUUCAAGUACCUACAAUAAUUCUAUGAAAGUCUACGAUGUUGUUGUUGAUCGGGAUCAUAGUGAAAAACUACAACCUUUAAAUAAAGCAAGCGGCGAAAUCGAUGGUAUGGCGCUACAGGAUCACUUGUUGCGAAAAAUAGACGCUUUGAGUAACUCUAGGAGUUUAGGUGGUCUUGCUCCGCUACCGCAUCGAAGGGGAGACGAGCAUCUUCAUCAAGGUAGUCUUGAAAUCGGGAUCAUUGGUCCUCAAACUAGUUUUCUGCCCGAAUCUGAUCGUGUCCAGAUGCUAGAACGGAUUCAGCGUGAACAUGCAAGUACUACGCAAGCUAGUAUGGAACGAGCAGGAGGGUUGGAGGACGAGGGUGGGAGUUCUACUUCUGCUGACGGAGAAGUUCUCGCACCGUCUGGUGCAGAUAGAAGUCGUGAGCAAGUUGUAGUCGUGGGAGACAGAGACAGUAGUUCGAGUUCGUUCCCUUCUCCAUCUUCACGAAGCAACGUUUUAAGCCGACAAAACAUCAAGUCUGCUGGAAAUGGGCCGACUUCUAUCCUAGAUCAUGGCGCAGAAUGGGUGCCAGGCUUCGUUACAGGGUUGAAUAAUAGCACUCGUAAACCAGAAAAUCAAACUUCUCGUCACGACAAAAAUGAUCCUCGUUCCUUACUGGCGAGUGCACCUGCGUCGCAUGAUCACCACCAGAGAGAUUUGCGGACCACGUGGUCUGGUUCUUUAGGCCAUGCCUCUGUCAUCGGAGACACGAGUCAGACCCUAACCGGUGCCGUAAACGAUGGACAUUUUCUAGUCAUGGAUCAUGGGCAUGGGAACAGAGCUGUACCUGGAGCGAAGCCAACAGCAUUUCAACGGCAAGGAAAGUUGCAGGGUACUGGAGGAAAGACGAAACUUCUGUAUAAAAACCGCGACAAUUACACGAGGAUGUCGAAUACAAUCAGUUUUGUAGAAGAUAACGGGGAGAAUCAUGAAGAUGAACAGGGAAAAAUGGCGAAGAACAAUACAACAGCGCCAGGCACCUUCAUUCAACAUAAUUCCGACAGGGACAAGCGUAGUACUAGCAAUCGUUUUGGCACCAACGCAGGUUUUCGCUCGAUCACAGUUGGUGCUUCAGACCGCUCUUUCCGCAUCGAUGCAGCAGAUGUCAGGAAAUACCUCAUCGAUCGUAGUGGUGACGGUGUUGAGAACAACGAGGAUGGGGAGGAUCGUGCUACAGGUGGUGCUCCUGAUCAAGGUCGUGAAGGGCAAGAGUAUGCUGAAGGAGGCGAAGAUGUCAACAAGAUGAACACGACUUUUUUGAGAACGUCUGGUGCUGCUCAGUCUCAGACUAGCAGUUCUUCAGCUGGAGGCAUGUGGCAGACGAUGACGACGUUGGAUGGCGGCGCUUCACAACUAUCCAACACUAGUACCAGCUCUAAAAAGAUGUUGUCCAUGUCUUUCGAAGACAAAAUCAUUUCCAACCGCACAGGUUGGAAGUCGACUUUUUCCAUGGCUUCCCUACAACGUCAGCGCGAGCUCUUGGGAGCUCGCGGCAGUACACCAGCUUCUCGAGGUGGACAGCAUUCGCGGUCAUUAGAACUUCCACGUGGAGCCUCGUCCAAAUCAUCACCACAAAGAUGGAGUCGCCGCUCCAGACGAAACUUCUUGCUCAAUUGUCAGAAGAAAGCGCUUGAUGUCGAAAUACAAAAAGCUGCAGAUAUGAAGCCACCAACACCAUCUAACAAGAAUAAGGAACCUAAGAAGAGUGCUGGCAGUGAGCCUUUUCCUCUAGAACAAGAUCAACCUCCUCUACAUCAGGAUCCUAGCCAGUCGCUCUCCAUUCAAGAAGACUCAACUGUGACCUUCGACGAAAGCCGGUUUUCGGCAAGUCUUGACGAUGUCGGGGGUGUGUCGAGAUCUCGCAUACUAGUAGGAACGGAAGACGCUGACGAGCAGGAGGAGGAUAGCGAGAAUGAAGGAGUACCACGACGAGCAGAAGUAGAUGUUCACCAACAUAGCACUAGUACUCACCAACAACAACAAGGAGAAAACGAAAACCAACUGCCACCUCUCGUCGGGUCAUCUUCUAGUUCACGGACUACACGAGGAGGAAAUGUCAAUUCGUUGAGCUCUUUGCUAGCCAAAAAGAAUGCAGCUUCUAACGAUAGUCGGAGUUCGAGUGCGGCCACCGGUUUGGGUUCAGGCACUGCUCUCCAUUCGAAGGAAUACAGCGGCCAGCGUGCUUCUGACUUAGAAGCUUCAUCUGCUUCGUCGUCGAGUAGGACAGCGUCAGCUUCAGCUUCAGGCGUUUCAUCCUCGGAAGAAGCUGCUAACGGCGAGCCCGGUUUCGUAACUGCAACUAAUUGGACCAAGAAAGUUGGAACCAAGAAGAUCCUCAAAAAAGCCGCAGCGACCUCUUCUAGCAAUAAAGAAAAGGUAGAUAAGCAAGCUAACACGAGGACUACGAAGGACGGCGGUUCUUCAACUUCGUCAGCUUCAGCAGCUUCUUCUUCUAGUGGGGUUGGAGGUGAUAAAAAGAUAGGAGAACAACAAGCGUCUGCUGGAACAAAUCCUAGUACUAGUGGAACAGGCACUGGCACUCUUCGAAAAGGUAAAGCAAGUAAAGGGUUGCUACUUCUGGGCAGUACUUCUUCCGCACCGGCAAAUCAUGGAGAUUCCUCGUUUGAAGAUUUGUGUGUUGAUGGAAGGCUGGGAACGGCAAGUAGCAGCACUUUUUCAUCUGGCGCAGAAAAACGGUCUAGUGCUAGCACUUCAUCGAAAAAAGGAUCAGCGAACAACUCUUCUGCAGCGAUUGUCGGUAAAUUGUCGACUUUGGAAGGAACUAAUACUAGUGCAACUGAACAAGCUGCUGUCGUUGUGCCUCCUGUCGCAGAAGAAGAGCAACAAGAUGAUCCUAGUACACCUCUCGAACAACAAGAACAAGCUGGUGGGGGCACUUUGUCUUCCUCGGUGCGAACAACUUCACUCUAUAGUGGUCGUGGUUCCAUUAACACCGCACCAGGCACUGCGUCCACCGCAACAGUACCUGCAGGAUCACGGAGUGGAACUGCGGCAACUGCCUUCAUUUCACUAGAACCGGAAGUGAACAACCUGAUUACCAGUACUGAAGAUCUUCAUAAGCUUCAACGCGACCAGUCUCCAUUAGACUCUCCGCGAACUCGUAGCGCAUCACCUCUAACUUAUACUUACGCGCGUGUCGGGAGCACUUUAUCAACUAAUUCGCCCUUUAAAAAGCUCUUUGCAUCUGCGGGCUACAAAAAGUACACUAGUCUCGACCAGGGUUCCGAUGAGCAGCAUGGAGAUGCACUGGUAGUUGGGGAACAAGCACGAGCGCGACCACGAGGACUGCAGAAAAACUACAUCAAUGCAGCACAUCACCAAGGCUCGACAAUGUUGAGUCCAUCAGGAAACAUCAACAACAAUAAGAGUAUGAAUCAAAACGUGUUGAAAGACCUUCUUUCCCCCGCAGGAGCGCAAAAGCGCACAUCGCGGCGACCAGGUGGCGCUACUGGCACAGCCGCUUCGGCACUCCUACCAAGAGUUUUUAGUCAAGUCGGCACGAUGAUACUCUCCACAUCUUCUGCUACAACAGCUGCUGCGAGCGAACAAGAGGCACAUCAACAGAGCAGUAAGACUUAUUCGAGUCCAAUCAAGGGACGAGCUGCAGCUCAUCAACAUCUUCAUCAGAGUAGUGAAAAAAAUGAUCCUUCAACCCCUGCUAUCUAUGCAACUCCUGCGAGUACGGGAAAGAAUCAAGCAGACAACUUGUUCUCUCAUCUCGAUAAGGAGAAGAACCUUGCGAAGUUCAACAAGAAGAAUGAUGUGCUACUGCAGGGACAACUGAUAACGACUCCAAGUAUACUGUUAGACCAGUCAGCGGCGUCUCCUAGUAUGGAUGCACUGGGUAAUUCUGGAGCGUCUAUCUCUCUUUUAUCUGCCGCUACGCCAACACCCUCUAGUACACGGAAAUUGAAUACGUGCAGUGGCUGGUUUUCUUCGCAGAAAACAGCUAAUAGCACUACAAAGGGUGGAGGUCAUAGAAGUUCUGCUUCUGGUGGUAAUGCUAAUGUUGGUAUGAAUGGUAUGAUGAACAACUACAACUACAACUCGACCACUAGCAGUUUAUCUGUGUUGCACGACCACCAUCAGCGGCCACCACCUCUUGACGAUUUUGAGGCUUACCAAGUCUCAUUACGACCAAACUUCGCAGGCUGGUCACCAGGCAAGUCCAAAGUCUUGCAGAGUGAGGUGGAUGGAGGAAGCACUGCUUCAAAAUGGAAAGUACUCAGAGAAAGUAUGAGACCAGCAAGCACUGCUUCAAUCUCUGUCCUGGAUGAUGGGGACGAAGAUGGUUGCGAGAAGGAAGAAGACAGGAAAUACAAGAAGCACAACAAGUCAGCAUCCCAUAUUUCAUCUCAUGGACGACGGAGGAAUGGCAGUAGGGUAGGUUCUCCGUUUCCUUCGUCUAGGUCCAGUGCAACGAAAAUCAAUACAGUACCCUCUAGGGAGAAGGAUCCUAGAAGACAGCGUCAUAGAAUGCCUGGUGGACGAGGUGGUAGCGGCGCUGUAGGAGAAAGUCCAAAAUCUUCUCUCAGUCCAAGAUCCGGAUCCCGCCAAUCUUCGAUCAGGGGAGCAGGAAUUCCUUCGGCGAGUCCUACUGGUGGGGAGUUAGAUGCUGCCUUGAUGCAAGGACUUGAUGCGCGGUUUAAAGGUGCUGGUAGAAGUAGGCCUGCGAAUACUAAUGAACAAGAAGAGGCGAACUUAGAAAAACUGUUUCUUUCGAAGUUGACAAAACUCCAGGGCGCACUGAUCGGCGGAAGUAGUCCGAAGAUGAACAAGUCGAAGAAGUAGAAGAUGUAGGGACUUACUUCUAUUUGUAUUCACCAAAAGAACAUAAGAUAUAAAUCAAUAAUAUGUAAAUAAGCAGCUAGCCGACGACUUUAUCAUACACAUGAAACAACUCAUUCUUGUACAACAUAUUAGUUUCUACUCAUCAUAACGAUUAUAGAAAAGAAGCUUUCAAUAUAACACGAUAACAGACAUCAAGAAAUCUACAACACGAUAACGGACUCAGCUCAUACGUACACGAUUUAACAGAGGACUCACAAAUGCCUAUACAUAGUAGUGCCUUGUAGCUUAGCAGCAGUAAGUAUUAACUAUUAAGAAGAACUACAAGUAAUCUCUCUAUACUCUAGGUUUAUCCCUUCAAACAGUACAACUACAAGUAAGUUUAUUAUAAAGAAGAACAGAGUUUACUUAUAUAUAAUUUAGAAGUCCAUGAUCGGAAAACGAAAAGUAGUUCAUCUAGUAGUGGUACUAGUUCUUGCAAAGAAAUAAAUACGACAGCAGUGCUGCCAUCAAUAGAAAGUAGUAAGUAGAAAGUAAUUGGCUCAUUAUCUUUUCUAAGAAAUGACAGAAGAAGAAAUUCACAUCGAUCCAGCACUAAUUAGUACGACUAAUCAUAAACAUAAACAAAGCUGACAUCUUCAUGAGUAAAGCAACCGGUUAGUUUUCACCUCUAUCCUUAGGCUUAGCCCUUCAAGCAGUGCGUUCGUAUACUAAAGCGAAACUGCAUAAAAACUACUACGAUCUUAUUUUACUGCAUAGUCAAGAAUAUCAAAUAGCCCAAUAUGUUGCAAGAGCAUCGUGAUUAUCUUCAACAACGUAAAUCUAAGCAGUUAUAUAUAAGACACGAAAAGAUUUCAAGUUGUAGGCAUGUAAGUGACUGUAUCUCUAGAUGACUAUACUUCUGUGUUGGUGGGUUGUAUUCAUGUUUGCAUCCUAGUAGGCUGUUGAACAAAAAUAUUAAUAUCUAUGGUACUAACGAGACUGAAAAGCGCGUUGAAUCUCAUGCUGAAGAACGAGUCAGAAGAAAUCGUUCAGAAAUAGAAGAUUCGACACGGCAUAAAUCUUUGGCACCUCAUAUUUUGGAUUUGCUUUCAGGCAAUCUCCUUGUUCC